This is a messenger RNA of Lathyrus oleraceus (garden pea), 1035 nucleotides long. RefSeq lists its product as uncharacterized. The transcript has 4 exons. Bases 1 to 1035 code for a protein of 344 amino acids. NCBI's taxonomy places the organism in Eukaryota, Viridiplantae, Streptophyta, Magnoliopsida, Fabales, Fabaceae. Gene Ontology annotation, molecular function: nucleic acid binding. The record is from RefSeq and is a predicted model, not a curated record.
AUGAAUGAAAUUCAGGUGUGGAAUAUGACUAUGUGUGAUGAUAGUGUUGUUGCAUAUGAUGUUGAUGAUAAUUUAGAUGCUGUUGCAUAUGAUCUUGAUGAUAAUCAAGAUCUUGUUGCGUAUGAUGUUAAUGAUAAUCGAGAUGUUGUUGUGCAGCUGAAUAGAGUGGUGAUCAAGAACAAGUAUCCAUUUUCGAGGAUUAUUGAUUUGAUGGAUCAUUUGGUAGGUGUUUAUGUGCUUAGCAAGAUAGAUUUUCGUUCGGAUUAUCAUCAGAUCCAUGUGAAGCCAGAAGUUAUUCCGAAGACGGCUUUAAGAGCAAGAUAUGGUCACUACGAGUAUUUAGUAAUGUCGUUUGGUGUGUCUAAUGCUCCUGAAGUGUUCAUGGAAUACAAAGAGUUGAAUAUAAGGCAUAGCAGAUGGCUUGAACUUCUAAAGGAUUAUGAUUUUAAUUUGAGUUUUCGUUUGGGUAAAGCUAAUGUUGUAGUCGAUGCGAUGAGUAGGAAGUCUUUACACAUGUUGAUGUUUAUGGUUUAUGAGUUAGAACUGAUAGAGAUAUUUAGAGAUAUGAGUUUAGUUUGUGAAGAAACUCCUAACAGUGUGAAAUCGGGUAUGUUAAAGCUGACGAAUAGUAUCUUUGAAGAGAUCAGAGAGGGUCAGAGAUCAGAUUUGUGUUUGAUUCAUCAUCUCACAUUAAUCAACCAAGGUAACGAAGGUGAUUUUCGAGUUGGCGAGAAUGGUGUGAUGAGGUUUAGGGAUAAAGUUUGUGUUCCUGAUGUACGUGUACUUGAGAAGGACGAAAGGUCAAAUCGAGAGGACUAUCUAGUCUUUAGAGGAUUGCUAAGGGCUUUUAUGCUAGAACAAGGGGGUGCUUGGGAUAACUACUUGUCGUUGAUUGAGUUUACCUAUAAUAAUAGUUUCAAUGAUAGUAUUUGGAUAGCACCUUAUGAGGCGUUGUAUCGUAGGAGGCGUAUGACUCCUUUAUGUUGGUAUGAGUCAGGCGGGAGUGUUGUGCUUGGACCUGAGUUCGUUCAGUAG